Molecule: messenger RNA, 1508 nt
Organism: Cucurbita maxima (winter squash)
Lineage: Eukaryota; Viridiplantae; Streptophyta; Magnoliopsida; Cucurbitales; Cucurbitaceae
Product: UDP-glycosyltransferase 84B2-like
Exons: 3
Coding region: 51-1508 (485 amino acids)
Molecular function (GO): UDP-glycosyltransferase activity
Source: RefSeq, a predicted model, not a curated record
CGGUUCGUGAAGAAAAAGGAAUUUGAACUACAAAAGGAACUUCAAAAACAAUGGAGCUCCAUCAAAGCAUCCAUGUUCUCAUGGCCUCAGCCGCCUUACAAGGCCAUCUAAACCCCAUGCUCAAGUUCGCCAAAUGCCUCAUCUCAAAGGGCAUUCAUGUCACCAUUGCCACGGGCGAGAUAGCACGCCACCGUAUGCUCAAACACACGACCACCGCCGAUCGCGCCGACCCAUCAAUCCAAUUCGAGUUCUUCUCCGAUGGAUUCGAUCUCGAAUUUGACACGAACACCGAUUAUGAUAGUUGGAUCAACGCUCUAAGCACUAAAGGUAGUAAGAAUCUCUCAAAUCUCAUUGCUAAAUUAUCCCAACGCACAAAAUUCUCGUGCCUAAUCCUAAAUCAAUUCGUGCCUUGGUUCGUACCCAUUGCCAAAGAAAACAACCUCCCUUGCGCUGUGCUUUGGAUCCAGCCUUGCGCUCUCUACUCCAUCUACUAUCGUUUCUUCAACAAACUCAAUGAGUUCGCCAUUUUACAAAACAAGAACCAGCCUCUCCAAUUACCCGGCUUGCCAUUACUCAACUUCGAAGACCUCCCUACCUUCAUCCACCCCAACGCUUAUCUUUGCUUCCAAAAACUCCUCUCAGAUUUUUUCAGCUUUUUGGAUGAGGUGAAGUGGGUUUUGGGGACUUCGUUCGACGAGCUGGAGGAGGAGGUUUUGGGGUCCAUGAAUGGUGGGGUUGUUCGGCCGACGAUAUCGCCAAUCGGGCCAUUAGUAUCGCCAUUUUUGCUUGGGAAGGAGGAGCAAGUGGGGGAGGGUGGGCUAAGCGUAGACAUGUGGAAGGCGGAUGAUUCUUGCCUGCAAUGGCUGGAUGGGCGGGACAUGGGGUCAGUUGUAUAUGUGUCGUUUGGGAGUAUUAUUGUUUUGUCUCAAGAGCAAGUUGACAAUAUUGCUAAUGGGUUGUUGAUGAGUGGGAAGGCGUUUCUUUGGGUGUUCAAGCGACCGUCGCCUGAGGAAUCUACUGAGGGUUGCACUGUUCGGCUGCCGGAUGGGUUUCUUGAGGCUGCUGGUGGGAGGGGGCUCGUCGUGAAUUGGUGCUCUCAAGAACAGGUUCUGAAGCACAAAGCAGUGGGUUGCUUCAUGACUCAUUGUGGGUGGAACUCAACGCUAGAGACGGUGGUGGCCGGGGUUCCAGUGAUAGCAUUUCCGGAGUGGACGGAUCAACCUACGAAUGCCAAAUUGUUGACAGAUGUUUUCAAGAUGGGUGUGAGAAUAAGGAAGGGAGAUGAGGGAAUUGUUAGUUCAAAAGAGGUGGAGAGAUGCAUAUGGGAGAUGACCGACGGCCCGAACGCGACGGCAAUGGCGAAAAGGGCUGCUGAGCUGAUGGAGGCGGGGAAAAGAGCGGUGGAGGACGGUGGUUCUUCUCACCGGAAUCUUGAUCUGUUCAUUGCUGACAUUGUUGGCAAAAAAGGGACUAAAAUGGAUGCAAAUAGGGUUUAUGAGAUCGCAUGA